CUGGUUUUUAACUGGACCUUUUCAGAAAGUAGGGUCCUUGUCUGUUAAAGCUUUCAUCUUUUAGUGAUAUAGAUGGUGGGAUGCGUCUCAUUACAUGUUACUUUAACCGGAUCUUGCACAAAUGCUAUAAUUGUGCAUCAAUUCCACCUAGUAUUGAAUAUCAAGUUUGGUAAACAAGACCUGGAUGAUGAUUACCUGAUCAAUGAAAGAGAUGCUAUGAUAUAGGAAGCUUUUCUGAUUCCUCUAUUCUAUAAUAACAGAAAGUCCCGGUCAGUGCUUGUUGUGGUUGAUGUUCUUGUAUUGGCAUGUAUGCCUAAGAGAUGGUGUCAAAGAAGAGACUAUACUAUGGAGGAUUUGAUGGUUUCCGUGCCCCUGUGGUACCUAAAGCUCCCAGGUCCUUAAGGAGGAAUUGGCAUAAGAAGUCAUCAGAGGGUAGUGAAAUUUGCCCCUUUGAGUUGCUGGCAGCUGUAGCUGGCAAGUUAUUGGAGGAGAGUGAAAGUUCCGCUUCUAGCACUGGUUCGGAAGGAAAAGAACAGAUUAGCAUUCCGAAAGACGGUGUCAAGCAGGAACCACUUGAUGUCAAACUUAAACCUUUAAGAUUAGAGUAUCUUGAUCAAGGAUGCUGUGCUGAGAGUGGGUUUGUUCAUGAACACUCCAACCCAGAGUUAAAGAUAGAACCCCUAUUGACGGAUCUGCCACAGUCUGAUAAUGAUUCUGGUUUAGAACAUGCUUCUGUAGUUACCACAUCAGAUUUCUUGAAGGAAGUGGGCACAAAUGUGCAGUUGGAAGCUUCUGAUGGCAAGCAUGGAGUUGAUGGCCCUCUUAGUGGGGAUUUAUGUGAUGUUAACAUGGAUACGAAUAGAGCCGAACUACAUACAGAGGCAGUAGAAAAACAAAGUGAAGACUUGACUGCAGUUAAGACUUGCAGUUUCCGCGAUACAGGGAAAUCAUCUGUAAAUCACGGUGUAUUAAGUAAAUCAUAUAGCAGUGUACAUGUACCCUUUUUUAGUGAUCCUGUUCCUAGUGCUUGUUUUCCGAAGCAUAAGGGCAAUGUAAAGAUAGGUAUUAGAGAUGACGAUGAAAACUCUUUUAGUUGCAAUCACCAUAGUACCAAAAUGAGGGCAUUUAGGCUGCAGUCACGUGCUGGAUAUAGAAGAAUAAGGAAGAUAUUGACUGCUAAGUACUGGAAAGCUGCUCCAAAGCUGAAAGAUUAUGAACUCUCUAACCCUACUAGUGGUGGAGUCAAUCCCUUCGACCACAACAAGAAAAAUAUGUACAUGCGAAAAUGUUGUCAAGCAGAGGCUGCUUCUAAGAGAAGGAAGCUGUUUCAUCAUAGCUUGAAAUCUGACUAUGUUCAGGAGGCAAGUAGUGAAAGUAUAUCUAAUUUACACGAGAGGAGCGCCCGUGGAGAUAAGAAGCGUUCACCCGCUGCUUCAAAAAGAGCAAGAGGAGUGACAUCUUCAGUUAUCAACCACAAAGGUUCCUUUCAAUCUAAGGAUGGCCAUGUGAAAUUUAGCAUAAAGUCCUUUAAAGUGCCAGAACUACAUGUUGAGAUGCCAGAGACAUCAACAGUAGGUUCUUUGAAGAGGACCAUUAUGGAGGCUGUCACAGCUAUUCUAGGAGGUGAGUUACAUGUAGGGGUACUUGUUCAAGGCAAGAAGGUUAGAGAUGACAACAGAACACUACAACAAACGGGAAUUUCUUUGAACAGCGAUACUUUAGGAUUUAUGUUGGAGCCAAAUCUUCCCCAACCUUCCGAGUCUCUGAUUCAGGAAGAACAUCCGUUGUUGCUACCAUGUGACACUCACCAAUCACCAGCCAGGGGUCCAGCUACUCCUAUUACGGAUUUGGGACUCUCAAACUCUUUAGGGGAUCCUCCAUCGGCAACUAGUUUGGACAACCAAGUUGAGAUGAAUCGAGAAAGUAAACCACUCCCAGAUGAAGUAUCAACAGAAGAAAUAGUGGUGGAUAGCAAAGCUCUUGUGCCAGUCCCAGCAAUGAAUGUGGAGGCGCUUUCGAUAGUGCCAUUAAACCAUAAACAGAGCAAGAGAUCUGAACUCUCACAACGUAGAACUAGGAGGCCGUUCUCUGUAUCUGAAGUAGAAGCACUUGUGGAAGCAGUCGAAACACUUGGAACCGGAAGAUGGCGUGAUGUUAAAAUACGUGCGUUUGAUGAUGCAAACCACCGAACUUAUGUGGACUUGAAGGAUAAAUGGAAAACAUUGGUUCACACGGCAAGUAUCUCCCCUCAACAAAGAAGGGGAGAGCCUGUACCGCAAGAUCUUCUGGACCGAGUGUUGGCUGCACACGCGUAUUGGUCUCAGCAUCAAUCUAAGCAACAGGGGAAGCAUCAGAGCGAAGGGGUGGGGAGUCCGGUUAAAGUUUGUUUGGAGUUGGAAAGCUGAAAUGGGGUUGGGUGUACAAAGUUUAGGUCCAAUGUCAGGAAGGUUAACUUGUUAAAAUUACUGUAACAUCUCUCAUAUUUUACUCAUUGUGAAUUCAUUUACCCUAAAGACUCCUCUCCUACUGGAGAGGAAGCUAAGGGCCAUUUGGUAAAAAAAAAAUUAAAAUAAGUACAUUUUUAACAUAUUCCAGAAGUUGUGAGUUUCAUACUAUUCUUUUGCACAUUGUAUUUGAAAGCAUUUUGUAAUUUGUUUCUAAUUAAUGUAAUUGAUUAAUUUUCCCU
Cynara cardunculus var. scolymus (artichoke) is the source of this 2686-nucleotide messenger RNA. Its product is annotated as telomere repeat-binding protein 2. The transcript is spliced from 9 exons. The coding region runs from base 321 to 2405 and encodes 694 amino acids. NCBI's taxonomy places the organism in Eukaryota, Viridiplantae, Streptophyta, Magnoliopsida, Asterales, Asteraceae. The record is from RefSeq and is a predicted model, not a curated record.